CUUAUAAACCAUUUUCACCUAGCUGAUAAAAAGGGCUUAGCUUUCUGUGCCAUUAGAGCUCUUGCAAGCAUGGUGAACGUUCCUAAAACCCGCCGGACUUUAUGUAAGAAGUGCGUCAAGCAUCAACCCCACAAAGUAACACAGUACAAGAAGGGCAAAGAUUCUCUGUAUGCACAGGGAAAGCGGCAUUAUGACAGGAAGCAGAAUGGUUAUGGUGGGCAGACUAAGCCAAUUUCCCGAAAAAAGGCUAAAACUACAAAGAAGAUUGUGCUGAGGCUUGAAUGUGUUGAGCCCAACUGCAGAUCUAAGAGAAUGUUGGCUAUUAAGAGAUGCAAGCAUUUUGAACUGGGAGGAGAUAAGAAGAGAAAGGGCCAAGUGAUCCAGUUCUAAGCUUCAUUUUUUGUUUUAUUAUGUGACAAUAAAAUCUUGAGGAUAUGUUCAAAAAAAAAA
Pteronotus mesoamericanus is the source of this 450-nucleotide messenger RNA. Its product is annotated as 60S ribosomal protein L36a-like. Gene Ontology annotation, cellular component: ribosome; cytosolic large ribosomal subunit. Gene Ontology annotation, biological process: translation. The coding region runs from base 70 to 390 and encodes 106 amino acids. The record is from RefSeq and is a predicted model, not a curated record. The transcript has a single exon. NCBI's taxonomy places the organism in Eukaryota, Metazoa, Chordata, Mammalia, Chiroptera, Mormoopidae. Gene Ontology annotation, molecular function: structural constituent of ribosome.